Molecule: messenger RNA, 2265 nt
Organism: Arachis ipaensis
Lineage: Eukaryota; Viridiplantae; Streptophyta; Magnoliopsida; Fabales; Fabaceae
Source: RefSeq, a predicted model, not a curated record
CACUCACUCCCCGCGUUUCCUUCAUUUUCCUAAAUUCACCAUUUCAAUUUUCACCAACCCUUAUUUUACCCCUGAAUUCACCUUGCAUACUUCAACCCUCCUUCUCCAUCGCCGCCGCGCCGCCGUCGCUCCGCUGCUUCCGUGCGGUUGUCGCUCCACUGCUUCCAUCGCAUUGCUGCUGCUGUUGCAGCGCUGCUGCCGUCGCUUCGUCUCUCUGCACCGUUGUUGUUGCUGCUCAAUCAAAAUUAGUUUUUCACUUACUCUCUCUCUUUUCUUCAUUGAUUUUUCAUCAAUUUUUGGAUAAAAAAAUUGCUCAGCAUUACUACAGAAUAGGUCUUCAAAGAUUAAUUUGGUACUAAUCAUUAAUCUAAUUUGGAUCCUGAAGCAACUUAAAAAGCACAGAAGAACCUAGUAUCUAAUUUCUUCAAUCCCUAAUUUCUCAUAUUCACUUCAAUUAUUCUGUAGCAUAAACUCAGGUUUUUUUAUUCACUACUUUUUUCAAUGAUUUUGUUUGUAUUGAGCGACUUUAAUUUAUUUUCUUUUGUUUUAGAUUGAAUCUUAAAUCUAUAAUUUGUUACUGAACUCUUUUCAAAUCCAACUUCAGUCUCAUUUGAAAAUCCCCUAUUUCAGGUGUAAACUAUGACCUAAUCGUAAUCUCCUAUUUUCUAAAUCCAGAAAUCCUGGUCAUAUUUUUUCUGGUCCUAAUCGUGACUCUCUGAAGUCAUGAACUCUACUAAGAGGAAAGAAUUAUUCAGAAAGUUUUAAUUUAUGCCUAGAAUUAAUCAUGUUUGUGGUGGCUAAGUCAUCUGAAAUCUAAACCAAAUAUAGGUGUUGUUGCUUUUUGCAUUUUGUGUAGGACUCAAAUCUCUCUAUUUCAUUGCCUAUAUUCUGAACAGGUUGACUAGUUGUUUGCACUUAUUAGAUUUAUUGCAAGAUUUUACAAUGACUAAUUUGUUGCCAUAAACUAACAAUAGUUAAAUCCUGGUCAUGUUUUUUUUUUUGUUCUAUUUUAUUUUAAGAGCUAAUAUGUGUCUAAGUUCUGUGCUAGCAGAAAACAAGUUUGCAAUGGGAAGUGGAGCCAAAACUUCAGGUGAUCUUCCUCAGUUUGAGUCCUGGAAGUCAUUCAAAUUGAUGGGUAGCAGUGCAUUUGUUGGGAAUUCUGAAACUUUGUGGAGCACCGCUUCAACCAUGUCCUGGUUCAGCUGGAAUAUUGGGGAGCAAAGGAACAUGGAGGCUUACCCGUAUUCUGCUACUCUGUUUAGGGUCGUUAGUAAUCCUUCUAGGAGUCACUUUUGGAACACUUUAUUUAAGAAAAGGGAUCAAAAGUCGAUGGAAGAUGGUCUCAUUUGCUGAACACUUUAUGUCAUUUUGAAUGGGGUUCUCAAAGAACUUUGGAUGCUGUUAAGAGAAUCCAGUUUGCAACAUGUUGUGGCGAAUGGGACUUAUGGCACUGUCUAUAAGGGCACCUAUGAUAGCCAAGAUGUUGCAGGUUCUAUUUUGCAUUUGCAAGGACAGCUUUUAAGGGUGAAAGUCGACAAAGUUUACAUAUCUUUUGAGGAAAUGGUUGCAUAUAUUGCUAAUACAUCAAUUUUCAUCUUGAGUGGAGUUGUUAUAGCUGAAGGAGUACUUGGUGAUGACAAUGUCUUCCAUCAUGACUCGCUGCAAAUUCUUGGUUCUGUUGAAGGAACAUCAUGGACCUACCUCUUGCUUCUCUAUGUUUAUGUUCAAGUGUCAAGAUGCAUCGUAGUUGGUGCAUUAUUUCCCUUGCUAAGGUAUUUUGGAUAUGGCUUGGAUUGGAAAGAAGCUAGUAUUCUAAUCUGGUCAUCAGGAUUGCAAGGGGCAGUUGCCUUGUCACUUUCAUUAUCAGUCAAGCGUUCGAGUGGCCAAUCACUUGAAUUGACUCCAAAGACAGGAACACUGUUUGUUUUCUUCACUGGUGGUAUUGUGUUUUUAACACUUAUAGUGAAUGGUUCGACAACACAGUUCGCUUUACACUACCUUGACAUGGACAAAUUAAUAGCUGCAAAGAAACAUAUCCUUGAUUUCACAAAGUAUGAAAUGUUGAACAAAGCACUAGAAGCUUUUGGUGAACUUGGAGAUGAUGAGGAACUUAGAGAAUUUUAACUGAUGCAAAGUAGUCAAUGCUUCUGACUUAAUCUUUGUUUCAAUAUGAGAUUUUGUUUUAUUUGUAGAAGAUACAAAUCUAAUGUCAGUAGCAUUAAUUACCAUUUUCCUAUAUAGCUUAUGGCAGUUAAGAUUGAUUUA